Messenger RNA from Labeo rohita (rohu), 5648 nucleotides. RefSeq names its product NIMA-related kinase 1 (gene nek1). The transcript has 36 exons. Gene Ontology annotation, molecular function: ATP binding; protein kinase activity. Gene Ontology annotation, biological process: protein phosphorylation. NCBI's taxonomy places the organism in Eukaryota, Metazoa, Chordata, Actinopteri, Cypriniformes, Cyprinidae. The record is from RefSeq and is a predicted model, not a curated record. Bases 204 to 4475 code for a protein of 1423 amino acids.
UAUCACAAAAAUCUUGUUUGUAAAAAACUAUUGCUGUAGAUAUUAGACUAUGUAACUUAAUCAUUAUCUCUAGUAGUGUCACUGUUUUAUUCGUGGUUUGUUAUUUAAAUAUAGAUCUUGCAAGUUUCUGUUAUGUCAGCUUUGUGAUUCAAUUUUAUUAGACGACAGAGCUUUCAUCAGCAUGAGAAGUCAUUUGCACAGACAUGGAUAAAUAUGAGAGAUUGAAGAAGAUUGGGGAGGGAUCCUUUGGGAAAGCCAUCCUGGUCAAGUCAAGGACAGAUGGCCGACAAUAUGUUAUCAAGGAGAUUGGCAUCUCCAGGAUGUCAAACAAAGAAAGGCAAGAAUCGCGUAAAGAGGUGGCAGUUCUGGCUAAUAUGAGCCAUCCAAACAUUGUCCAGUACAAGGAAUCCUUUGAAGAGAGUGGUUGUUUGUACAUAGUAAUGGACUACUGUGAGGGAGGAGACCUGUUUAAGAAGAUCAAUAAUCAGAGAGGGACUCUAUUCCCUGAAGAACAGAUUCUUGACUGGUUUGUGCAGAUCUGCCUGGCUCUGAAACACGUACAUGACCGCAAAAUCCUACACAGGGACAUCAAAUCACAGAAUAUUUUUCUGACCAAAGAUGGUACCAUACAGUUGGGUGACUUUGGAAUCGCUAGAGUUCUGAACAGCACCGUGGAGUUGGCGCGGACAUGUAUUGGCACACCUUACUACCUGUCACCAGAGAUAUGUGAAAAUAAACCAUACAACAACAAGAGUGAUAUCUGGGCCCUGGGAUGUGUCCUAUAUGAAAUGUGCACGCUUAAGCAUGCAUUUGAGGCCGGAAACAUGAAGAACCUGGUGUUGAAAAUCAUCCGUGGUUCGUACCCGCCUGUUUCCGUGCAUUAUUCCCAAGACUUGCGCUUUCUUCUGGCCCAGCUGUUCAAGCGCAACCCCCGAGAGAGACCCUCCGUCUCAGCCAUUUUGGACAAGCCUUUUCUUGCUCGCAGGAUUCACAAGUUUCUCAGUCCUCAGAUUAUUGCUCAGGAAUUCAACCACUCACUUCACCUUAAUCAGCCUAAAAUGAGUGUGGCCCAGGGUGCACCAGCCAAACGCCCUGCCCCAGGCCCCAUCCCCAUCUCCCCAGCUCAGAAAAUCACAAAGCCAGCAGCCAAAUAUGGAGUGCCUUUAACAGUCCGAAGACCGUCUGAUGCAAUCAGAAAGGUCCCAGAUGCAGCAAAGAAACCAGUCAAACUCAAGCAGGCUCCCCCUCCUGCAGCAGCUCAGAGGAGAGUGAGUCGAGUGGAGGAGGAGAGGAGGAAGCAUGAGGAAGGAGUGAGGAAGAAACGGAUGGAGAUGAUGGAGAGGGAAAGAAAGCAAAGAGAACAGAUGUUGUUACUGAAGGCUGCUCAGAUGAAGAGAUUUGAGAGGGAAAAGCUGAACCGAAUCAACCGGGCUCGGGAGCAGGGCUGGAGACAUGUGCUCAGUUCUAGUGGAGGCAGCAGUCCUGAGCGAAAGUAUUAUGGAGGUGGUGGCGGCGGGGGCAGUAUCGGAGCACCACAUUCCCAUGGAAUAGGCCCAUCACCUGUGCCUGGCCCCACCCCUAUUCCUACUCCUGCUCCUGUUUCUGCUUUAGCUCCAACCAGAGCUGCAUAUGACCAUGUCCACCCAGCAGCUGAAAAACCAUCCAAACCUACACCUAAAGAUGUUGCUGGAGAAGGAGCCAAGUCUUCAGUGGACAGUAGCAGCACUGCUACAGACUCAGGGUCGCUGAAUGGUCAUGCCUGCAUUCCUGUUAAGGAUGCUGUCAGGAAAGAACCACGCAAAGCAAGUCUCCAAAACGAGCAGACUGCGAGGAACGACUAUGCCAAUAGGUUUCGAGGUCAGCUAGCGGCAGAGAGGGCUAAGCAGGUGGAAGAGUUUCUACAGCGGAAAAGAGAAGCCAUGCUGAAUAAAGUCCGUGCGGAAGGACAGCUGGGGGCCCGGCAAAACCUGGCCGCCAUCUUUGCAAGCUGGACAAACUCCUCCCGAUGCAGGAGACCCCAAGUCAACAAAGAGGAGGAGGAGUACUUGGCGAGAUUACGACAGAUCCGACUACAGAACUUUAAUGAACGCCAGCAGAUCAAAGCACGCCUCAGAGGAGAGAAGUAUGAUAGUGAUGGCUCAGACAGUCAGGAGUCCUGUGAAGAGGCAGCAGUCCUCAGGAGGAAGAAGAUUGAGGCUUUGAAGGCCCAGUCAAAGGCUCGUGCUGCUGUACUUAAAGAACAGCUGGAAAAGAAAAGAAGAGAAGCAUAUGAGAGAGAGAAGAAAGCAUGGGAGGAUCAUCAGCUUGUUGCACGAGGAGUAAAGGUUGCUGUUGGAGCUGUGGGUGGAGCUCCAUCUCCUGCAGUCCCUGCCACUCAGCCAUCUGACUCCACCCCUCAGGAAGAUGCUUCCAAAGCCACACCCUCCUCUAGACCCACCACUCCAGCCAUCUCCAUGACUGCUGCUCUGAAGGAUGUGGGAGCGAUUUCAUCAGGACAGAGUUCUCCUAUGAAAGAGGACUCCCUUAAAGCAGAAACACCAGGUGGACAGAGUGACAAGAAGGAGAUUCUUCGCAGACUAAAUCAGAAGGUCCAGACCACUGAGGAAGAUGCUGUGAAAGAUGCCACACCUGGCAGCAGUGCAUCAUGCCCAACUCCUCAACAGAUCCAGCCUUCCAUCAUAGAGGAAAGACCUCCUACAGCUGGUGAUAGAAAGAAAUGGGAAGCUGUAGCUCCACCCAUAUUGUCUGUAGCUGAACAAACUCUGGAGGAGACCUGUGCAACUCUAGCAGUUUCUCAGGUGGCAUCUCCAGAGACAAAUGAACCCCCUGGUGGAGACAGGAAGAAGUGGCAGACUGAUGGUGCCCCUCUUCUGUCUGUGGCUCAGCAGACUCUGGAAGAAACCAGCUUUACAACAGCAGGUCAGCUAACAGAAAAAACAGCAGGUGAAGUCAUUCGCAUGGAUGCUUGGCAGGGGGAGGGGCUAAGGAAGGCUUGGGGGCGGAGUCCAGACUCAGAGGUUCUGAAGGUGUUGGAACAGGCAGAGCUCCAGUCCUUUACCCAGAAACUAGAUACCGCCAGCACCUGUGACCACACACUUACUGAAAGCCUUAAUCUCAUUGAAGAGUCUUCAGAUGUCACUCAUGAAACCAAACAAGUGCCUCUUCCUCAGCCGUGCCAGCCUGCCAUUGGCCUUGCCAAACAAGAAGUGACAUGUCAGGAGACAGUGCCAAUCACAGGAGAAGUUCAAAGUCAGGAACUAAUCCCACCAACACAAGAGGAGAUACAAAAGACUCAGUCUGGAGAAAGUGAGGAAGAGGUGGUGGAUGAUAUGGAGUCAGUAGUUCUGGAUGAAGCCUCUCAGCAAACCUCAAAGCCGCCCCCAGCAGAUGUAAUGCAAGCAUGGACAAAUGACACUCCAGUGUCUCAGCCAGCAGAGGGCAGAGUAAUACAAGCAGAGUGCACAGAGAUAACGCAAAGAGAAGAGAAACAGCCUGAACCUGCAGUAGAAGAGUCUCUGUUUGUGAAGCUAAGCAGUAGUCCAGCUCACAGACGUACAGUAGCCUUGGCCGUCCUGUCUGCUCAGUCCUCAUUGGAAGACUCUUCCUCCGUCGCCUCGCGUUCCCGCUCUGUCUCUCCACUGCGCUCCCAACGGCAUGACGACGCACUUCUCAUCGGGCUCUCCACUGGCCUCUUUGAUGCAAACAACCCAAAGAUGCUGAGGACGUGCUCCUUACCAGAUCUCAGUAAAGUUUUCAGUGAUUCUGCAGAACCUGAAAGUGCAGUCGCUCCUGACAACAACCUGGAGAUUGAAGAUCUUGAGGAUAAAGCGGAUGAGCAGUCUGAACCCGAGGAUGUGUAUGAGGAUGACGAUUUGAGGGAGCUCAGAGCAUCUAUGGAGAGGCUCCUCCAGGAGCAGCGCAGUGAUGAUGAAAAUGAUGAGGAGGAGGAUGACGGUGGUGGAUCCAACGGCAGCCCCGCUGAUGAAGAAGCAGCUGGUCUUAAUGGGCUGGCUAGUGUUGGUGAUGACAAACGCAGUCCAGAGGAGGAGUGUUUUAAUGGAAUGGCUGAGGAAGAUGAUGAUGUUAGCCAUGGUGAAGACGAGCCAGGAGGGCCAGUUACUAACGGAAUGGAGGUUGAAGAGGAUGAAGAGCAGAACAGCAGUGAAGGCCAGCUCAAUGAGGAGUGGCAUUCUGAUGACAGCGAGGAGGAGGACGAUGAAGACCUAGAGCAACAGGACAGUAUCUUCAGUCGUCUGGAGGAGCUGCGGUUCCAUCUAGAGCAGGCCAUGGGCUUUGAGAACUUCAUUCAAGCCUACAACAAGAUCAAGGCUAUUCAUGAGGAUGAAGAUGAGAACAUUGCAAUGGGCUCCAGCAUGGUGGAAAACAUUUUGGGAACUGAGCACCAGCACUUGUAUCCUAAAAUCCUCAAUUUGGUGAUGGCAGAUGGAGCUUACCAGGAAGAUAAUGAUGAAUAGAAGUUAUUCAUCCGUGCCGUUGGCAGCCUUGGACAAUCUGCUGGCAGGCUGAAGUGUUCCCAUGAUGCACUCUGACAGGCUGAGGAGGUGCAUGUGGGGGAAGUGGGGAUUGAGAGAGCGGGGGGGAAAGGGGAAAUGGGCCACUCAAGCAUGGGCAGUUUAGAGUCCACGGUUGACUGUAGCUCUACUUCCAUAUCCCAAGUCACCGAAGCACUACUCUGUAAAUUUUGUGCAUAUAAAUGUGCUGUGGAUAAUAAUAUUUAACCAAAGCGUAGCCGAGUGUUAGCAGACGAGAUGUAAGAAGUCUCAGACAGAGAUGUACACGCGAGUCCUCCUAGCUGAUGACAGACUUUAUGUGAAAAUGCUGCUCGUGCUGUAUUCACAACAGCUGAAGCCAUGGAAACUGCUUUUUAAGGAUCUAGACUGGCCAGGGAGGUCUAGUUCAGGGGUCAGAGGUCAAUUAUCUGCCCAAUAUCAGGUGCUUGCACACAACAGGCAGCGGGUUCUAACCAGCUGUCUACCUCAGACAACAGAUCAGUCUAAAAAUACCAGUCUUCUCCAAUUUUUUUGAACCUCUUUUUCUACUUUUUACACAUGGUUUACAUAACACGCUCAAAUUAUUUUGCCUCUUUCAAGAUUUCUUACCGGUAAAUCUUAAAGCAUUAUUUCAGGACUUGGCGAAACUGUUAUUUAGGAAGAUUGUCUGGAGUUACUAUGCAGAUGAAGUGCUUAUUUUUUAAUGUAAUGGUUCACCCCAAAUCACCCUCAUGCCAUUCCAAAACUGUAUGAUCUUCGGUACAACGUAAAAUAACCACUUUUCCAAUGGAAAAACAAUGGAGGCCUUAAUGACUUUGGACCCCAUUGACUUUCAUUGUGAAGAAUAAGUCAUACAGGUUUGGAACUACACGAGGGUGAGUAAAUGAUGGAAUUUCUCACUCUUGGGUGAACUAUCACUAUAAGAGCAUUUGUGAAUGCUGUGCACAUGCUUUAUGCAUGUUGUAUUCGGCUGCACCUCAGUGGGUUGUAUUAAAUGACCUCUUUGUUUUAGUUGCUGGCAAAAUGUGGUACUUGAAAGUGUAAAAAUUGUUAAAUAAUUUGCAAGCAUUACUGUUUGUUUGCAUGUCCGAAUAUGUAUAUCUUUGUACUGAAUAAUAAAACUUUUUCUUUUCUUUU